UUGAGAUUUUUCACCAAUCAAAUCAGCAGCUCCCAAGUGGAAUUUGGUUGAUUGCGGACGAAUUUCGGAGGCUCGUAAUAGGUUGGUUGAACAGUUGCGUUUUAUCUAGUCUUCGAUCCUAUUAUUUGUUAUCAACCUUUUACGAAGGCUCUAGUGGUAACAAAAAUUGAAAUGGGCAAUUAUUUUGCGCGGUAUGUCACCAAUCCGGAAGCAACCCCGGAGCCGCUCGUUAAGCCGAGUUUCGAUGCCAACUUCGGAUUUCCCAAUGGUCGCAAAGAACGAGUAAUGAUUGCAACUGAAAGGGAAAUGGAAGCUGCCAAGUUACCACUUGAAGAUCGGGAUUAUUGUGCUCACAAGCUACUGGCUCAUAUGGCAUGUCGGGCGGAUGUGUGGCCCUGGGCGUACAAAUGUGCCCAUGAAAAGCACGAAUACCUAAACUGCCAAUACGAAGAUUACAUUUACCGAAUGAAGGAAUACGAGCGGGAAAAGCGGUUGUUGCUGAGAAAGCAAAGAAUCGAGAAAAAGCAAGCUCGUGAACUACACGCCUAAUCGGCAAAUAAUAUCUUUUAUCAAAAAGCCGUUUGAUGUUUCUUUGAACGUUACUAGCCACAUUCGAAAGCAGAGCUACCACGUUUUUAUACCAAUUCUUUGUAAUAAAUAAAAACAAGGUGGAUUCGAUGUUAGAA
Molecule: messenger RNA, 686 nt
Organism: Topomyia yanbarensis
Lineage: Eukaryota; Metazoa; Arthropoda; Insecta; Diptera; Culicidae
Gene: ND-B18
Product: NADH dehydrogenase [ubiquinone] 1 beta subcomplex subunit 7
Exons: 3
Coding region: 172-549 (125 amino acids)
Cellular component (GO): mitochondrion
Source: RefSeq, a predicted model, not a curated record